Messenger RNA from Paramisgurnus dabryanus, 2110 nucleotides. RefSeq names its product free fatty acid receptor 3-like. Gene Ontology annotation, biological process: G protein-coupled receptor signaling pathway; cellular response to fatty acid. Gene Ontology annotation, cellular component: plasma membrane. Gene Ontology annotation, molecular function: G protein-coupled receptor activity. NCBI's taxonomy places the organism in Eukaryota, Metazoa, Chordata, Actinopteri, Cypriniformes, Cobitidae. The record is from RefSeq and is a predicted model, not a curated record.
UCUGCUGCGAGCUUGAUUACUGGAAUACAUUUUACUUUUGAAGAUCUGAAAGGUGGGCAGCUUCUUUCCUGAUGUAUUGUCAGUGUCAUGUGUCAGUGACAUCAUUCAAGCUCUUUAAUACGUGGUGUCACAUCUGAUUCUGAGGUGUUGGACUGACUCAUUAAAGAAAGAAUUUUCUACAUAAUCUGCGGCAAUGACGUGGACAGUGACUCGCAGUAACAUGGUGUUAGGAGUCUAUGGAUUCACUCUCAUCACAGGUCUUCCUGCCAACCUCCUGGCUUUUUACACCUUCUUCCGGAAGAUCCGCAAGAGGUCCACCCCUAUGGAUGUUUUCCUAUUAAGUUUAACUAUUUCAGACCUGGUUUUCCUAUUCUUUUUGCCGUUUCGUAUGAUAGAGGCAGCAAAAAUGAAGUGGACGCUGCCGUUCUUCCUCUGUCCGCUGACGGGUUUGGUUUUCUACGGCAUCAUCUGCAACAGCACGUUUCAUUUGACGGCCAUCAGCAUCGAGCGCUACCUGGGUGUGGCCUUCCCCAUAAAAUACAAGUUAAAACGGAAUUCCAGAAAUGCAGUGUUUGCCGUCAUCAUAUUCUGGAUCUUGUCGAUGGCACAAUGCAGCAUUGUCUAUGUCAUUCAAUACUACGAUCAUUCAAACCCGAACAUUACCGACCCAUCUAUGAGGAACACCUGCUAUGUGGAAUUCAGUAAAGAACAGCUGAGAAUCCUCCUGCCGGUUCGUCUGCAACUUUUCGUCGUGUACUCCUGCAUUCCUAUCCCCAUCUGCUGCUUUUGCUACUUCAGAUGCAUCCAGAUCCUCACCAAUCUACCCAACGUCAACUCCAAGAAGCGAAUGAGGUCUAUCGGGAUGGCGCUGGGAACGCUGCUGAUCUUUAUUGCCUGCUUCAUGCCCUUUAGCAUAUCCCAUGUUGUGGGAUUUGUUACAGGCCAAAGCCCCGAAUGGAGGGAGUAUGCGCUGCUUUUCUGCACGCUGAACGCAUGUCUCGAUCCUUUCAUCUUCUACUUUUCUUCUUCAACGUUCAGAGAGAUUUUCAAGAGCAUCUUGCGAGAGCUGCUCAGGCGCAUGGCCAUGCUUGGCUGCCACUCAGUUCUCUACUGCCCCCUGUUAAGAGCUGGGACAACAGAGGAGAGAACACAGAGAUCUUAUGACAGUUCUCACUGAUGAUGAUGUCACAAGACAAAAUUUGCGGUGCUGGAUGUGUUGAGUCCUGUGGCUGAGUAUGAGAGAUUGGAGAACCUCGGAUUAUUAGAUGAGCAUGAGUGUUAUGCUUCUUUUUGCUUAUGUUUAAUAUUUAUAUACAGUUUUUUAUCAUAGUCAACAUUGUCAGUAGAUGUAAAUCAACGCCAAUGCCAGUGUUAUGAAACUCUUAUGCACUGAUCUGACCAAAGUUACAUUCUUAGUAUUCAGACCACAGAGAUGCUCAAACAGAUGCUGAUUGCAAAACUUUGCACAUUCUGAUGUAACCCUGCCUGUGAAAACCCAGCUAAAGUCAUAACUCCCUGUUUCUACAAAGAACCAUUCUGUGAAAUGAUAACCUUGAUAUCUUUAAUCAAUGAAACUUUAGUCUGAAUUGAACAGACAGGGUCUCAUAGUUUAAAUAUUCACAAAUGUAUAUGUACUUUAUUUCUUGUUGUCUGUAUAUAUUUUUAUCAUUUGCAAUAAGUGUAUCCUUUUAUCAGCUCAUUUGCAUUUAAAGGACACACCCAAAAUGGCACAUUUUUGCUCACACAAGUGUCAAUUUUAACAUCUUAUAAUAAAUUAUCUUUAUGAUAUUUUGAGCUAAAACUUCACAUACACACGCUGGAGACACCAAAGAUUUAUUGUACAUCUUUAAAAGUCUCAUUAUAUUUAAGCUUUAAGCUACAAUGCUGCAAUGCACACUUUUUCUAACAGAUAUUAUCAGACUUUUUUCUAACAUAUAUUAUCAGACUUUAUCUAACAGAUAUUAUCAAAUUUAUCUUAACAGAUAUUAUCAGACUUUUUCUAACAGAUAUUAUCAGACUUUAUCUAACAGAUAUUAUCAGACUUUAUCCAACAGAUAUUAUCAAAUUUAUCUUAACAGAUAUUAUCAGACUUUUUCUAACAUAUAUUAUC